GGGAAGCCCUCCCCUUCGUGUUGGGAGGAGGAGGAGGAGGAGGAGGGUGGCGCGGCUGGAGGUGCUGCCGGCAGAGAAGCAGCAAAUACGGGUAUACCGGGGGGAGGGUAGAAGAGCCGGUGGAAGAGCUGGGAAGGCGGUGGCAGCAGCAGCGGCGGAGGCUCCUUCUUCUGCUCCAGGCGCGCUGCCCCCUUUUCCCUUCCUCCUUGCCUGCCUGCCUGGGCUCCUGUGUCCGGAGAGGGGCGGCGUGGGGCCAGGCACGCGCCCAAGGAGCUUCCGCUGCUGCCACCCCCGCUGCCUGGAUGCCCGAGGCGCCUGGGGAGCCGGCGGCCGACGGCACUCCGCAGCUGGAGGAGGAGGAGGAGGAUUGUGAGGAAGGAGCGGCCCCCUGGCCAUGGCUUCCAACUUUAACGACAUCGUCAAGCAGGGCUACGUGAAAAUCCGCAGCAGGAAGCUGGGGAUUUUCAGAAGAUGUUGGCUGGUUUUCAAAAAAGCUUCUAGUAAAGGACCCAGAAGGCUAGAAAAAUUUCCAGAUGAGAAGGCAGCAUAUUUCAGAAAUUUUCACAAGGUAACUGAGCUGCACAACAUCAAAAACAUAACUAGACUGCCUCGAGAGACAAAGAAGCAUGCAGUGGCAAUUAUCUUUCAUGAUGAGACGUCAAAGACAUUUGCCUGUGAGUCAGAGCUUGAAGCAGAAGAAUGGUGCAAACAUCUUUGUAUAGAAUGUCUGGGUACCAGACUUAAUGACAUAAGCCUUGGGGAGCCUGAUCUACUUGCUGCAGGAGUUCAGAGAGAGCAAAAUGAACGCUUCAAUGUAUACCUUAUGCCUACACCAAAUUUAGAUAUCUAUGGGGAAUGUACAAUGCAGAUCACACAUGAAAACAUCUAUCUCUGGGAUAUCCACAACGCUAAGGUGAAACUUGUAAUGUGGCCUCUAAGUUCCCUGAGAAGAUAUGGUCGUGAUUCAACAUGGUUUACUUUUGAAUCUGGAAGGAUGUGUGACACAGGAGAAGGGCUAUUUACCUUUCAAACAAGGGAAGGCGAGAUGAUCUAUCAGAAGGUUCAUUCUGCAACUUUGGCAAUAGCUGAGCAGCACGAAAGACUGAUGAUGGAGAUGGAACAAAAAGCACGGCUCCAGACCAGUUUGACUGAGCCAAUGACAUUACCCAAGUCGAUUUCACUUCCUCGCAGUGCAUACUGGCAUCACAUCACUCGGCAGAACAGCGCAGGAGAAAUCUACAGUUUACAAGGUCAUAGCCUCAGCUCCACAAAGGUGACUCGUGCACAGACAUUUCCCAGCUACACCUCAGAGCAAGAUGAGGAACAUGAGUCACACCUGGCACUGUCUAGCAGCUAUGGAUUCAGCUACAGUUCAGGACUCAUCCAAUGACACACACCUUGUGUCUGACCAGAGAGACAGUCUAGUGUGGAAGUUGCCUGUAGACCCUGGAACACUGCUUGAUUCUUUCCUAGGUGUCCAUGGAUGACAAUCUGUAGCGAAAAAAUGAGGACAUAAUGUCUCAAGGCUGGUGACAGUGAAGCUGAAAGCUUGGAUCACUGCUUUCCUGAGGCAGAAUCUAAGUCUUUUAUUUAUUUAAACUUUAUAUUUGUUUUUGUCCAUGUGUUUGGGUUGGAUAUUGGUUUUGUUUAAAAGAAGGAGAAGAAGGAAUUCUCUUUGAAAUUCUGAUGGUGUGCAGAUGAGGUUUCUGCAUGACUGCAAGACUAUCUGCUCCAAAGAAGCUGACACUUGCAGUUUGAGGCUUUUGCUAGUCAGUCAACCCUGUUGUUAAUGUUUGCUCAUCCACCAUGGCCACUUUUAUGUCCUAAGCAUCAGGAUAUCUGCUGGGUCAUUUUUACCCAAUGAACAAAAAUGUAAUACAAAUACUUCAAAAGGAAUGAUGCAACCCUCCCAACAAUUAUGCAGAGUUCUGUCCCAUUGUCCUCAAUGGGAUUUAUGCAUAAAUAACUUUAGGAGUGCAGCCUAAAGUUACAAUUCUGAGAAGGAGCCAGGGACUCUUAAUCAGAUUCUUAUAACUGCAGCUAAUACACAAAAUUGAUAAAUAGAUAGAUUCUGUCCAUGGAAUGGCAUCAUGAUGCUUAGUAGCCUUUCAGAAAAUAGACUGUGUUGUGUAUUAAGAGGCCAUUACCUAGAAUAUUUUCCACACCAAAUUUUUAUACCUAGAUUCUGCUCUUACCUGUGUAUGUUCCUAUCCUAAUUAUCCACAGCUUUCCGCUGGGAACAGUGAUUAUAGAUGUCAGGGGAAGACUGUCAUAAAACAUUGGCAAGUUCUUCCCACUGUAGAUAUUUAAAUAGUGAAGUCUGAAUUUACAAUCAGUAUACUUUUAACUCUGUAUACUGUGCAGGUGAGAACUGAAACCACAUCACUGGAGGCCAGCUCCAUGUCCCAUAGUUUUAUAGGGCAAGAUGCUUGACUAGUAUAAUGAUAGAUAUAAUUAAAGUUCAGUUCUUAUUAAUGAAAUCUCGUAACUAACAACAUGGAUAUGCUCUCUUUUUGUUGCCAUUUUUGUUGUUGUUAUUCUCACUUCCUUCUCCUAUUGUCUAGUGCAUCUAUUCCCUGAACCUUAUGUACAGCCAUAGAUGAGUCAGGACAAAAUUUCACAGCUUCUUUGUAUUGUUGCCAUAUUGACUUUUUUUUUAACUGUCCCUUUACAGUGGACAGCUGCAUGCAACUGGGUUGUGCAAUGCUAAUUUCUGAGUUAUAUUAAAUUUCUAUUGACCUGCUAUGCUCAAUUCGAUUAUUUCCCAAAGAAUAAAAAUAAAUCACACCAGUGAGUAAAAGAAGUAGAAAAGGGAAGGCUCUAAGUAUGCUCUAAGAAGCAGUGUGUAAUAAUAAAAUGUUGUUGUCCAAUACAUUCAAAGUCAGUACCUUCUACUGGGAAUAACUAUUGAUUCACAUUAUAUCAAGAUAAUACUGUAUUUCUUCAAUUGUAAGAUGCACUGUAAUUUUAGUACCACCAACAAAAAUACACAGAAUUUUUGUGUCUGCAAUUCUAAAAUGGACCCCAUUUUAGAGAUGUUUGGGGAAAGUGUGUGUUAGAAUUAAAUACAGUAUUAUUUUCUCAUAACUCCAAUAUUAACGUCUCUGAUUUUAAAUAGUCACCUAAUUCUGGCUAUAUUCCAAAUAUAUUCCAAAUUUAGAUUCUGGCUGAAAAGACCACUAGGUUUUAUUAACAUAUAAUAAAUGUUUCUCAUCUGCAUUUCAAUCAUAUUCUUAGGCUAGCUUUGAAAAUUAAAAAUAUAUAAAUUAAAAGCAGCCCUUCAAAAUAUGCUUCAUAAAACAAUCAUAGUUUAUUUUUUCCCAUGAGGCACAUAAACAGCAUCAGAAUAAAUAUGUGGCAGAGAUGCUGAGGUCUUCCAAAUUAUACAUUCAGGGCAUCCUCACAAAGAAAGUCUUCUCUCUUUGAAUGGCAAAGAAACACAAGGAUGGAUUCUGCUGGUUUUCAAUAUCACAAUAGGCACAUAUGGAGGCAGGUAGUUUUUCAGGUGCCCUGGCAUGAAACUUUAGUGGCCAAAGCCCAGAAUUUCAAAGUUAUAAUGAUAUAUCUGGAUUGCUGUAGCUGGUCACUAUUUUUAAUGCAAAAGAGGAACAAGAAACAGAGCCUAUUCAAGCUUGGCUUUGUGUCCAAAGCCAAAUAAGAUAGUUGGUGACUCCAAGCACUUGGGCUUUGGUCUUAGCUCCAAACAAAAAUUGAAGGAAAUACUCCAAAUAAGAAGCACCUGGCAAUAGCUAUGGCACCAUCUGUAGUUUCUGAACUACACUGCCUACCUCUGACCUGGGUGAGAUCUUUACUUAGCACCUUUCCAUAACCCAGUUUCAUGCAAUUUUCCACUGUGACAAUAAAGAAAAGAGGAAAAAAAUAUCAACUGUCAUUGGGGAAAUGAGAAUUCUUUGUGAAUUGUUGUUUUAUAAGUUCUCAACUCUGAAAGUGCUUGAGGAAUAGCUCAUUAUAUGGUAAGCACAGUAACUCUGAGCAUGUGUAAAAUGUGUGCCCUUAGGGGACACGAUGCCUGUCAUGGAAUGCUACUUUCAGAGACCUGAGCUGCCAAUUUAAAAAAAGAGUAAUUCUGAUAGGAAGGCAUCAGGUGGGUCCGCACCUGCCCUGCAUUUUAGAGAUGUUAUAUAAAAUCCAUUGCAGAGUGUGAGAUGUGUUAUUAAUUAGUAAUGGCAUAGACACAGUGGGAGGCAUAAGAGUGGAUGUGCAAAAGGAAAUCCUUUUGUCCUGUGUACUUCAGCCUCCAUAAAGGUCACUGUGAUGAACGUGUAGGAAACAAGCCCCAUAAGCACUAGAAACUCUAGGGAGGAACAUUUGCCGUGAGCAGACUGCCAAGCAGUAGAGUUUCCUGCCUUUCAUUGUUUUAUCAGGCCAGCGCAGGAUGUGCUGAACAGAAAAGUGUGAGAGUCUUCUCUCCCUCCAUCAUCCUCGCAAGACCAUAUUUUAUCUAUUGCAGUUUGAAACAGUGAAGAAAGGCUUUUCAUAUAUGGUAUGGGAGAAAUGUCUGCUUUGAUUAAACAUUUAUUGAUACAUAAAAGUGGGAGGUUUUGUUUCCCCCAAGCCUUUUCAGCAGUCUAAAAGGCUUCAGGUUUGUAGCCCUCAAUGAGCAGCUGCUGAUUAUAGCUGGGCUGUGAUAUGAUGGCAUUGAUGGUGUUGUCUCUCAUUUUCUUCCUAUCUUACCAACUGCAUUUAUUAUUAUUAUUAUUAUUAUUAUUAUUAUUAUUAUUAUUAUAACAAUAAACUUUAUAUCCCGGCCCUUUCUCCACAAGGACUCGGGGCAGCUCACAACAGAGUCAAAUCAUAGUACAUACAUAAGCAGAAAGCAAAAAGACAA
This is a messenger RNA of Anolis sagrei ordinatus, 4849 nucleotides long. It is a transcript of the gene DOK6, whose product is annotated as docking protein 6. Lineage: Eukaryota; Metazoa; Chordata; Lepidosauria; Squamata; Anolidae. The record is from RefSeq and is a predicted model, not a curated record. Gene Ontology annotation, biological process: Ras protein signal transduction; cell surface receptor protein tyrosine kinase signaling pathway; positive regulation of MAPK cascade. Gene Ontology annotation, cellular component: cytoplasm.